Molecule: messenger RNA, 1189 nt
Organism: Anguilla anguilla (European eel)
Lineage: Eukaryota; Metazoa; Chordata; Actinopteri; Anguilliformes; Anguillidae
Product: histone H3.3A
Exons: 4
Coding region: 139-549 (136 amino acids)
Cellular component (GO): nucleosome
Molecular function (GO): structural constituent of chromatin; DNA binding; protein heterodimerization activity
Source: RefSeq, a predicted model, not a curated record
UAUAAACACCCAUGUGGGCCUUACUGACGUAUAUUUCGUGUUGUGGGUUUCCCCGUAGUCGGUUGGGAGUGAGUAUCUGAAGUAACGAGCUCUUUUUUAUUGGACGGAUCUCCGCAUCGAAGUAAAUUAAGGUAAGAAAUGGCGCGUACCAAGCAGACCGCUCGUAAGUCUACUGGAGGGAAGGCUCCCAGGAAGCAGCUGGCGACCAAGGCGGCCCGUAAAAGUGCGCCCUCCACUGGCGGCGUGAAGAAGCCCCAUCGUUACAGGCCCGGCACGGUGGCCCUGCGAGAGAUCCGGCGGUACCAGAAGUCCACCGAGCUGCUGAUCCGCAAGCUGCCCUUCCAGCGGCUGGUCAGGGAGAUCGCCCAGGACUUCAAGACCGACCUGCGCUUCCAGAGCGCCGCCAUUGGAGCGCUGCAGGAGGCCAGCGAGGCGUAUCUGGUGGGGCUGUUUGAGGACACCAACCUGUGCGCCAUCCACGCCAAGCGCGUCACCAUCAUGCCCAAGGACAUCCAGCUGGCCCGCAGGAUCCGUGGGGAGAGGGCCUAGGCUGGGGGCAGCGGGUUCUGCGUGACCCCCCCCCCCCCCAUACCCAUACUCUCCAGCCUUCUUGGAUGUGUGUUUUUAAGAGUCAUUUUAUUUUUACUUUUCUGUUUUUGUAACGCUCAGUUUAUUUUUAUUUUGUGAAGUGCAAGAUCAUUCUGUGGGAUUUCCCUCAGGAUGAUUCUGUUUUGAACCCCCCCCCCCCCCCCAGUGGUGGGCAGAAUGGUCUGAAGAGGGGAAGCUAGGUGUCAGAUUCCAGAAGUCCCAUAAUUCUCCAUUUCUCCGUGUCCUCCAUUUCAGAGGCGAUGCUGCAGGGGUCUCUGGCUGGCUCCUCCCACCUCUGGGAGCUGCUGGCCCAAGUCCCUGCAAGGGGCACAGCUGUGAUUGACAGCUGUGGUCAUGUGAUUGAGGCCCAGGCCUGGACCUCGUCCUGCAAUAAUCCUGCCCCCAGAACCUCUGAUAAAACCCCUGGACACUGUCACCACCGAUCUGUCUUUAUGGAAUGUGCAGGUCUGCUGAGUUCUGUGGCCUGCUUUUUAUACAUUUUUUUUAUUUUUUAUUCCAGUGCAAACCUUGGCAGCUAUAAUUAACAACAAAGUGUUUUCCUGUCACAUUGUAGUGUUUGUAUUAAAGAACUUUCAGGGUA